Molecule: messenger RNA, 478 nt
Organism: Nanorana parkeri
Lineage: Eukaryota; Metazoa; Chordata; Amphibia; Anura; Dicroglossidae
Product: V-type proton ATPase subunit e 2
Exons: 4
Coding region: 55-300 (81 amino acids)
Biological process (GO): proton transmembrane transport
Cellular component (GO): proton-transporting V-type ATPase, V0 domain
Molecular function (GO): proton-transporting ATPase activity, rotational mechanism
Source: RefSeq, a predicted model, not a curated record
UGAGGGAUACAUUGUAACCUGUCCGGUCCAUAGCGGAGCUCCAUCACCAGCAAGAUGACGGCGCACUCCUUCACCGUCCCCAUGAUCGUCUUCACCACCUUCUGGGGGCUCAUCGGCAUCGCCGCCCCAUGGUUCGUCCCCAAAGGCCCCAACCGAGGGGUCAUCAUAACAAUGCUGGUGACCACAGCCGUCUGCUGCUAUCUCUUCUGGCUGGUCACCAUCUUAUCGCAGUUAAAUCCAUUGUUUGGACCACAGCUGAAGAAUGACACCAUCUGGUACAUACGAUUCGUCUGGGAAUAAAGAUGUUGGAUGUCCAGUUAGUGACGGUGUUCCAUGGACCAGUAGAACGUGUUGCCCUUCCCUUCCCCCUUCACACUGCAAUGUUACUUCAGAUACAAUUCUACAGAUUCCUACCGGCCCGAAAGCAGAAACCAAAUUCCUCUCCAUCUUUAUGUCAACGUAUGACUUCCGGGUGAUC